AUGUCGCCUUUUAAGGCACUAUAUGGGCGCGAGCCGCUGAGCUUGAUAUUUGACCCACCGUCGUUGGCAACGCCCCCGUCUGUGGCAGAUCUGAUUCGCCAGUGGGGGGAACUAUUGGUGGAGCUGCGGGGAAACUUGGAGCGAGCACAACAGAGGAUACGCGAGUCUGUCAACAAACACCGUCGUCAUGUGGAGUUUGUGGUGGGCGAUCGUGUGUUAUUGAAGUUACAGCCUUACUGCGAGCAUUCGAUGGCGCGUCCUCUAUCUGCAAAGUUGGCACGUCGCUUCUACGGACCGUUCGAGGUAUUGGAGCGGAAGGGGUUGUCGAGCAGGGUGCAAGUUUGCCAAUUGAAUUUUGCGGGGAUAAGCCGCUGGACAGUUCGCGUAUUGGAUCGUCGUAUGUUGUGGCACGAUAGGGAGUCGAAGGAGCAUGUGCUAGUUAGGUGGUCGGACGGCACUGAUUCUCCAUUGUGGGAGCCGCUGGAGGUGGUGCGUCGCCGGUUUCCGAACGUGUUCCUUGAGGACAAAGAGGUUGCUAUGGAAGGGGGAGUUGAUACGGUGCAACCCCCACAGGAGCAGGCGGAGGCAGCGGAGCCGCCACAAGAGCAGGUUCAGCCGGAGGAGCUAAGUGGCCCGAUUCCAUCAAAUCUAUCCCUAUGCUCACAGCUACAGGUGGUGUCCCUCUCUAAAAACUCUUUUAAUGGACAGAUACCUGCAGAAGUCGGCUACUUAACAUCUCUUCAAGUAUUAUUCCUCGGUUCUAACAAUUUGAAGGGUACACUACCUCCUGAGAUUGGCAAUCUUCACAGUCUAGUUCGUUUUAGUGUUAAAAUAAAUAAGAUUGGUGGUACUUUGGCCUCAAAAUAUUUCGUGAAUAUGUCUUCUCUUCAAGAAUUAACACUAUGCCGCAACAAUUUCACUGGGAAUCUUUCAAGGGAUUUUGGGAAUCUUACAAUGCUAACAGCGUUUGAUAUUGGCGAAAACUACAUGACAGGGAUUAUUCCUACUGAAUUUGGCCAACUUCGCCAACUGAAGAGAUUAGCGUUAGGGUUGAACAACUUCAGUGGAACUAUUCCACAUGAGUUCUUUAACAUUUCUACUCUUCAAGGCCUUGAACUUAUUCAGAAUGCUAUGUUUGGAGUUCUUCCAACCAAUUUAUGCAAUACAUCUCCCUCUCUCAAAGACCUUUACCUUGGCAUGAAUUCAAUCUCUGGACCAAUACCAAACUCUAUAUCUAAUUGCUCUCAACUCAGGAUCCUCUCACUUGGUGAUAACAUAUUCAGUGGUUAUAUACCUAUGGAUCUCGGCAACCUAAGACUUCUCAAAAUUCUUCAUUUGUUCAGAAACAAUCUUACAAAUCCACCAUCUUCUUCAAACUUGGGCUUCAUUACAUCUUUGUCCAAUUACAAGUCUUUAACUUAUUUGUCUAUUUCAGAUAAUCCUUUAUACGGCGUCAUUCCAGCUUCUGUCGGGAAUUUAUCUUCCUCACUCGGACGAUUCUCUGCCGGCCGUUGCAAAUUAAACGGUAGCAUUCCUGUUCAAAUAGGAAAUUUAAACAGCUUGACGGACUUGGAUUUAGAGGGCAAUGAGUUAUCCGGUAAUAUUCCCGUCUCCAUCGAACAUAUGCAUAAGCUUCAAGGAUUAUAUCUUGGUUAUAACUUAUUGCAAGGCCCCAUUCUAAAGGUUGUAUGUUAUUUAUACAACCUCAAUUUAAUAAAUAUUGGCCAAAAUCAGUUUUCAGGAUCAAUUCCUAAAUGUUUGGGAAACAUUUCUUCUUUAAGACAUAUUUAUAUGUACUCUUCUAACAUGUUCAAUUCAAGCAUACCAUCAAGCUUAUGGGAUCUGCAAGAUUUGUUGAAUCUUAACUUGUCCUCAAAUUCAUUGAGUGGGUUUUUACCUCAAAAAAUGAGUAACUUAGGAGCAGCAAUCUCUAUUGAUCUAUCUAUGAAUCAGUUGUCCGGGUCUAUUCCCAGCACUAUUGGAAAGCUACAGAAUUUGGCUAAUCUGUAUUUAGCAAAUAACAGACUCGAAGGUUCUAUUCCAGUUUCCAUGGGAAGCAUGAUAAGUUUGGUGAGACUUAACUUGUCCCAUAACAACCUCUCUGGUUCAAUCCCAAAGUCUUUGGAAGCACUUCAACACCUCAACUACUUUGAUGUCUCUUUCAAUACUUUGAGUGGAGAAAUUCCCAGUGGUGGUCCUUUCAGAAACCUUACUAUGGAUUCUUUUAAGGACAACGAGGCAUUGUGUGGAAUUCAGAGGUUCCAUGUCCCAAUAUGCCCUGAUGUUUCAAAUCACAGAUCCAAGUGGAAAAAGAAGGAACAAGGUUCAUUUAUUGCUUUUGGUGUUGUGGCUUUCAUUUCAAUCGUUUCUCUAGCUUUUAUCUUUGAUGAGAUGAUAUCCAUUGUGCCAGAAAGAAUCUCUUAUUAUGAGCUUCUACAAGGAACUGAACAAUUUAGUGAGAGCAGUCUGCUUGGCACGGGGAGUUCUUGCUGUGUGUACAAAGGAAUCCUUAACCAUGGGAAGGUUGUCGAUGUCAAGGUGUUUAAUCUUCAGUUAGAAGGCAUUUCAUCGAGAUUUGAUGUCGAAUGUGAGAUUCUUAGUAGCAUUCGACACGGGUGUCUGAACAGUGUCAUAAGUUAUUGUUCAAAUGAGGCAUUAGUACUUGAAUGUAUGCCCAAUGGAAACCUUGAGAAAUGUGACUUGAAGCCAAGUAAUGUCUUGUUAGACAAAGAUAUGGUUGCUCGUGUAAGCGAUUUUGGGAUAGCAAAGUUGCUAUGCGAUGGAGAUAGCAUGGUCUUAACCAACACCCUAGGCACAUUGGGUUACAUUGCUCUCCAGAGUAUGGUUAAGAAGGACUAG
Molecule: messenger RNA, 2859 nt
Organism: Salvia hispanica
Lineage: Eukaryota; Viridiplantae; Streptophyta; Magnoliopsida; Lamiales; Lamiaceae
Source: RefSeq, a predicted model, not a curated record